AUGAGGAAAUCAAAUCUUCAGUUCUAUUGGUUAUCAGUGCACUUUCUUUUAUUCCCUAACUUACAACAUGACGAAGUUACCCAAAUAUCUCAGGUAAGACUCAAUGAGGACACAAUUGAUGUGAUCGGUGAAACGUUCGGUAUAUCAGAAAAAAAUCCGAUGAACACAUUCGCCGAUGUGGAAAUCAAGAAUUUGACACUGCUGAAUUUUGUGAACAAUCUUCGACAGCGGAAUCUUGUGCUCGACUAUCGUCUCUUAAGUAAUCCGAUAGUCGCAGCUGGUGCCAUCGAUAUGCUUGCUAAGGGCGAAAUCUCAUGGUAUUUAUAUGCAGUGACUUGUUUUCUUUGA
This is a messenger RNA of Anisakis simplex (herring worm), 348 nucleotides long. Lineage: Eukaryota; Metazoa; Nematoda; Chromadorea; Rhabditida; Anisakidae. The record is from the annotation of a GenBank genome assembly.